GUUCGAGUAUGUCAUUUUCACACACCACCAACCCUCGUCCUGGACCAAACACUAAGAACCUCAAGUGCCACAACGAACUGAUCGAUCAACUUCGCACAGCUCGCUUCUUCUCGAAGAAAUAUUUACGAGGGGGUUACCACCAGAUCCGCGUAGUCGCGCGUGACUGUCAUAGUACCGCGUUUUGUAGUAGGUACCGGAGUUACGAGUAUGGAGUUAUGCCCUUCGGCCUUACGAACGCCCAUGUAACUUUUCAAAUGACCAUGAACCAGAUCUUCGUCCGGAUUUCAGGGUAGUUGAUUUAUGUUUCAUCCGGAUUCGGCAGCGUUUCUUACGUGGCUCCGCUCUCCCCGUCGCCGCUGUCGCAAUCCCUUUCCAUGCGACACUAUCGCUGGGCUCUUCUCGCCGUGCCUCUCGCGCUCGCUCUGUUUCUCGCUCUCCCACGCGCUCAUGCCGUUUCCAUGGCUUCCGCUUCUCAUCCCAAAAAUCACGAAAGGCAUUUCGACCUGGGGGGAGUGGGACACCUGUGGGUUACCCACCCCCAGACAACCCUAAGUUCCCCACAAGACCCCGCAGGGUCACAUGUUGCUAGUGGCGACAGCCGAGAAAUUCGCCAGAAUCUCGCCCAGCAUCGCGCGGGUUGGAUCCAGCCAAUAGGGUGUGAUUUCCGUUCGUUGAGACUUGUGGGUUACUUCACAGGCUCGACACGGACCUGGGCACCACCCGAGGCUCGGCCCACAGGCCCACAAAUGAGCCCCGCAUUCGCGACUUCUGUAUGACUCGAAUAGAGUACUAAACCAAUUGGCGGUUCUGAUGCAAUGGCUAUUGGGAUGAUAUACCAGUCAAUCAGACAAGGUU
Closterium sp. NIES-67 is the source of this 855-nucleotide messenger RNA. The record is from the annotation of a GenBank genome assembly. Lineage: Eukaryota; Viridiplantae; Streptophyta; Zygnematophyceae; Desmidiales; Closteriaceae.